AUGUACAUUAAGCAGAUUACGAUUCAGGGCUUCAAAAGCUACAAGAAUCAGACAGUCGUCGAUCCGUUCUCACCGAAGCUGAAUGUAGUGGUCGGUCGCAAUGGUUCCGGAAAAAGCAACUUCUUUGCCGCCAUUCGAUUUGUGCUUGGAGAUGCCUACACUUCGAUGGGCCGCGAGGAGAGACAGGCCCUGCUUCAUGAAGGGUCUGGUUCAGCCAUCAUGUCAGCCUACGUCGAGAUUGUCUUCGCGCAAUGUGAGGGCCGCUUUCAGACAGCUGGCGACGAGCUUACGCUACGACGGACUAUUGGCUUGAAAAAAGAUGAAUAUUCUGUCGAUCGCAAAAACACCACGAAGAAUGAGGUUAUGCAGAUGUUGGAAACCGCAGGCUUCUCGCGCGCUAAUCCAUACUACAUUGUACCGCAAGGUCGUAUCACGCGACUAACCAAUAUGAAGGAUGCCGAGCGCCUUGAUCUACUGAAAAGCGUCGCCGGAACUCAGCACUUUACAGCCAAGAAGGACGAAUCCUUAAAGAUCAUGAAUGACACAAACAACAAGCUCGCCGAGAUCGACGACCUCUUCAAACAGAUCAACGAGCGUCUGGACGAACUCGAAGAGGAGCAGGACGAGCUGCGCGAUUUCCAAGAGCAGGACCGCGAGAAGCGUGGUCUAGAAUACACUCUAUUCCACCGUGAGCAAGAAGAAAUCAAUAAGGCUCUCGAAACCAUUGAGAACAGUCGGGGAAGGGGCAUUGAAGGCGCGGACGACGACCGUGCUCAGUACGACCAAGGCGAGGAAGAGCUUGCUGAGAUCAUGCAGCAACUUCAGACCCUCAAACAGGAAAUCAAUGCUGCCAAACUUGAAAAGCGGCAGUACGACGAGGAGAAGAAAGAAAAGGCCAAAGCGCGAGCCCAGGUAGACCUGGAGGUCCGCAAUCUCAAGGACUCGCACGACGCUUCUCAGAAUGCCAAAGCUGCUCGUGGCAAGGACAUCAAGAUCCUCAAGGCCCAGAUCAAGCAGGCCGAGCAAGAACUUCAGAAACUCACCCCUCAAUUCGAUGCAGAAGUCAAAAAGGAGAAGGACGUAAAGUCUCGACUCGAUGACGAAGAAGCAACCCAACAGCGGCUCUAUGCUAAGCAAGGCCGCAGCGCUCGUUUCAAGUCUAAGAAAGAUCGCGACGACUGGCUGCAGAAACAGAUUAAUGACAUAUUCAAUGCCAUGGCAAGCUUCAAAGCCACGAGACUCCAAACCAACGAAGACUUGAAGAGAGACGAGCAGGCGGUCAAAAAGCUCGAGCAAGAGCUUAAGACACUACAAGAGCAGCUAGCUGCUGGAGCCGAUACCUUUGAGCAACAGAUUGAAGAGAAGCUGCAGACAAAGGAAGCGAUGAUGGAUGAGCGGAAGGGUCUGUGGCGCCGUGAAGCUCAGCUUGAUUCUGCCAGUGCUGCCGUUCGUGAACAACUGAGACAGCAAGAACGCGCAUUAUCACACAUGAUGGACGGUAAUACCUCCAGAGGUCUUGACGCUGUUCGUCGCAUCAAACAUCAGCACAAGCUCAGUGGGUGCUAUGGCACUCUCGCCGAGUUGAUCGAAGUUCCCCAGCACGCCACGGCUGUCGAGACUGUCGCCGGCGCCUCGUUGUUUCACUAUGUAGUAGACAACGACGAAACUGCCAGCAAAUGUAUGGAGAUCCUCAACAAGGAGCGAGCAGGAAGAGUAACUUUCAUGCCGCUCAACCGACUACAUCCAAGACCGGUCAACUACCCACAAGCUCAAGAUGCUAGGCCGUUGAUGUCGUUGAUCAAGUACGACUCCAUGUACGAGAAGGCAGUCCAGCAAGUUUUUGGAAAGGCUAUCAUUGCACAGAACCUUAGUGUUGCUGCACAGUAUGCUCGGACACAUGGUCUGACUGCUGUUACGCCUGAGGGUGAUCGAUCGGACAAAAAGGGAGCACUGACCGGUGGAUACCAUGACCAGCGAAACUCUCGGUUGAAGACUUCGCAGGCCCUUAGCAAAGCUCGUGCAGAAUACGACAACGCGCAAGUGGAGCAGCGACAGGUCAGCAAAGAAAUCGAAGUGCUUGGGCAAAAGAUCACGGACGCCGUUGGACAGAUACAGAAACUCGAGCAGCAGCGAAGCAAAGCCCAAGGUAGCCUCCGACAGCUCCGACAAGAACUCACUACCAAGACGGAAUUGCUCGUCCGCAUGCGCAAUGAUCUGGAUGCGAAGAUACAACAGGCAGAGUCGAUCGCUUCGCGGGUCAACGAACUCGAAGCGCAACAGAGCACGUUUCUGUCUGAGCUCAAGGCAGACUUCAAGAAGGCUCUCACAGCCGCCGAGGAGACGCAGCUUGAGAAUUUGACUUCAAGCAUCCAACGUCUUCGCCGGGAAUACAGUGAUUUAUCCUCAUCAAGAGCAGAGACCGAGGCCAAGAAACUUGGUCUAGAAGCUCGACUCAACAGCAACCUCAAACCUCAGUUAUCAGCUCUCGAAGGAGAUGACAUGGAUGCGGAGAGCGCCUCAUCUACGACCCACAUUCAAUCGCGGGAGCGUGAGCUUUCUCGUCUUAGCAAGGACUACAAUGCUGUUUCUCAGCAUUUGCGGGAACUCGACGAGCGAAUUGAUAAUAAGACCAAUCAAGUCGUGGAGCUCGAGACUCGUGCUGCUGACACUCGUCGGCAGCAGGAAGAACUCCACAAAGCCAUCGAAAAAGCUCAGCGACGACUGGAGAAAGCCAUUCAAAAGAAGGCUGCCCUCAUCGCCUCUAAGCAAGAUGUUGUCGAAAGCAUACGCGACCUUGGUGCUGUACCUGACGAAGUGAAGCACAAAUUUGGCAAAGUGAGCUCGGACCAAAUCGUCAAACGAUUGCAGAAAGUGAAAGAGUCUCUCAAGAAAUACACUUCUGUCAACAAGCACGCCUUCGAACACUACCGCAAGUCUAUGAAACAGCGAGAGGAGCUGGACCAACGCCGCGAGGAGCUCAACAAGGGCAAGCAGUCUAUCCAGAGAUUGAUUGAAUUGCUCGACCAGCGCAAGGACGAAGCUAUCCAGCGCACAUUUAAGCAGGUCAGUAAGGCCUUCCAAGACGUCUUCAAGAAACUGGUUCCGGCUGGCCAUGGACGUCUGGUCAUUCAGAGAGGGAUGGAUGCGCCCGGUGAAGCGGAUGAUUCGGAAGAUGAGCGUCCGACCCAGACGAAGGGCAUAGAAAACUACAAAGGCGUAGGCAUUUCUGUCAGCUUCAACAGCAAACACGACGAUCAGCAGCGGAUCCAGCAAUUGAGUGGAGGGCAGAAGAGUUUGUGCUCACUUGCGCUUAUCUUUGCCAUUCAAGCAACUGAUCCUGCGCCUUUCUAUAUCUUCGACGAGAUCGACGCCAACCUGGACGCCCAGUACCGGACUGCGGUCGCGGAGCACCUACACUACCUUGCGGAAAAGGGCAACGAAGAACCCGAGGAUGGCGAAGAACGACCUACUGGGGGCCAGUUUAUCUGCACGACUUUCCGCCCUGAGAUGCUUCGGGUCGCAGAAAAGUGUUAUGGAGUGACAUUCGCCAAUAAUGUCAGUGCUAUUCGUGUAGAGACGACGGAAAAUGCUCUGGACUUCGUUGAGAGUCAGGCUCAGUGA
Messenger RNA from Cyphellophora europaea CBS 101466, 3621 nucleotides. RefSeq lists its product as uncharacterized. The record is from RefSeq and is a predicted model, not a curated record. Gene Ontology annotation, biological process: mitotic sister chromatid cohesion. The transcript is spliced from 3 exons. Lineage: Eukaryota; Fungi; Ascomycota; Eurotiomycetes; Chaetothyriales; Cyphellophoraceae. Bases 1 to 3621 code for a protein of 1206 amino acids. Gene Ontology annotation, cellular component: chromosome. Gene Ontology annotation, molecular function: ATP hydrolysis activity; double-stranded DNA binding; cohesin loader activity.